Beauveria bassiana ARSEF 2860 is the source of this 906-nucleotide messenger RNA. Its product is annotated as metallo-beta-lactamase superfamily protein. The transcript has a single exon. Gene Ontology annotation, molecular function: sulfur dioxygenase activity. Gene Ontology annotation, biological process: glutathione metabolic process; hydrogen sulfide metabolic process. The record is from RefSeq and is a predicted model, not a curated record. The coding region runs from base 1 to 906 and encodes 301 amino acids. NCBI's taxonomy places the organism in Eukaryota, Fungi, Ascomycota, Sordariomycetes, Hypocreales, Cordycipitaceae.
AUGUCAGACGAACCUACCGUACACACCGUCUUUGAGCCGGUGACUGCGACAUGGCAGUACAUUGUUGCGUGCCCCGAAACGAAGAAAGCCGUCGUUAUUGAUCCGGUUCUCGAUUUCGACCUCGCCAACUUGAAAAUCACAACGCAGUCCGCCGAUGAGCUCUUGCGCAUCAUCCGCGCGCACGGCUACACCGUCGACUACCUCCUCGAGACGCACGCGCACGCCGACCACCUCACCGCGGCGGCCUACCUCCAGCAACAGCUGCACCAGCGCUCGCAAGGCUGCUCCCCCCGGCCGCCCGUCAGCACCGGCCACCGCAUCCGGCAGGUGCAGCGCACAUUUGCCGCCAAGUACGGCGUGCCGCAGGCGGAGCUCGACGCCGCGUUCGACAAGCUCUUUGCCGACGACGAGGCCUUUGCCGUGGGGCGGCUGACGGCCAUUGCGCUGCACCUCCCGGGCCACACGCCCGACCACAGCGGCUACCAGAUUGGCACGUGCGUCUUUGCGGGCGACUCCAUCUUCAACCCGGACGUGGGCACGGCGCGAUGCGACUUUCCGGCCGGCGACGCCGCGACGCUGUGGCGGUCGGUGCAGGCGCUGCUUGCGCUGCCGGGGCACUAUAGGCUGUACACAGGCCACGACUACCCUCCCGAGGGGGGCCAAAGGGGUCCGAUGCCGUACGUGACGGUUGCGGAGCAGCGCGCGCGGAAUAAGCACGUCAAGGACGGUACCGAGGAGGACGAGUUUGUGCGGUGGAGGCGGGAGAGGGACGCGGGGCUCAAGGAUCCGAGGCUGCUGCAUCCGGCGCUGCAGACGAAUAUUCGAGGAGGGAGGCUCGCGCAGACGGGAGAGGGUAGUGGGAUUACGUUUUUGUCGCUUCCGGUGCAGAUGCCCUUUCGGCUCUGA